GCUCGGGGGGCGGGGCGCUGGGGAGGGAGGCGGAAGUGGUCGGUCGGUCGGCCGGCGGCGAUGGAGAUGGAGGCGGUGACGGACGAGCUGACCUGCUGCAUUUGCUGCGAGCUGUUCCAGGAGCCGGUGAUGCUGGACUGCAUGCACCACUUCUGCAGGCGGUGCAUCGUGCGCUGCUGGCGGGGGCCGCCGCCCGUCUCCUGCCCCCAGUGUCGCCGCCAGUUCAGCGGCAAGAACUUCCGACCCAACCCUCUGGUGGCCGGGGUGGUGGAGAGGGUGAGGGGGGCGGGCAGUGGGGGCUACCGCCUCCGGGUGCAGAAACAGCUGAACGACAUCCUGAAGAGUCACCGGGAGCAGGCGGAUAAGUUUGUGAAGAUGAUGAAACGGGACGAGGAACGGAUCACAGGGAUCAAGAACGAAUCGGCCGAGCUCCAGCGGCGGGUGAGGGGCGACUUUGAGAAGAUGCACCAGGUGCUAUGGCGGGAGGAGAGCGCCCUGGCGGCACGGCUGCAGCAGGACACGGACUCUGCACUGGACAAGCUGGGGGCACACGUGCAGCAGCUGCAGGCAGCACUGAAUGAGCUGGAGCACCUCAUCAGCAGCACCCUUGGGUGCCUGGAGCAGCUGAAGACCACUGUGCUGGUUGAGACGCGGGGUCUGGUCGCCAGUGACGGGGGCAUUCCCCAAAACUCUGCAGUCCGGGUCCCACCUUGUACUGCGUCCAAUCAACCAUCGCCCCUGCGCUCGGGACCCCCACCUGUGGCUCCUGGUUAA
Messenger RNA from Pristis pectinata (smalltooth sawfish), 774 nucleotides. RefSeq names its product E3 ubiquitin-protein ligase TRIM11-like. Bases 61 to 774 code for a protein of 237 amino acids. Gene Ontology annotation, molecular function: metal ion binding. The transcript has 5 exons. NCBI's taxonomy places the organism in Eukaryota, Metazoa, Chordata, Chondrichthyes, Rhinopristiformes, Pristidae. The record is from RefSeq and is a predicted model, not a curated record.